AUGAUUGACCUAGACAAAAUUAAAACGUUAGUCGACAUUCCCAUCAGCCAUGUUGCUGGAAUUCUCGCAGCGUCGACCGUUAUCUACUUCCUCUCUUCCUGCUUCUACAACCUUUACUUGCAUCCACUGAGAAAGAUCCCGGGACCGAAGCUGGCUGCUAUUGGACCCUACCUUGAGUUUUACCACGAAGUCAUCCGGGAUGGUCAAUAUCUUUGGGAGAUCGCCAAGAUGCACGAUAAAUAUGGCCCCAUCGUCCGCGUCAACGCUCAUGAAGUUCACAUCAGGGAUUCAUCCUAUUACUCUACCAUUUAUACUGCCGGUGCUCGAAAGACCAACAAGGAUCCAGCGACUGUUGGUGCCUUUGACGUUCCGACUGCCACUGCGGCUACCGUUGAUCAUGACAAACAUCGUGCUCGCCGAGGCUACCUGAACCCUUAUUUCUCGAAGCGAACAAUCACCAAUCUCGAACCUUUCAUCCAUGAGCGUGUCACCAAGCUCUUGUCUCGAUUUCAGGAACAUCUGGACAACAACCAGAUCCUCAGUCUCGAUGGUGCCUUUUGCGCUCUGACGGCCGAUGUCAUCACUUCUCGAUUCUAUGGCAAGCAUUACAACUAUCUCGAUCUUCCCGACUUUCACUUCGUGGUUCGCGACGGUUUCUUGGGUCUUACCAAGGUGUACCAUCUUGCACGCUUUCUCCCUCUCCUGGUCACCGUCUUGAAGCGACUUCCUUACUCAUGUGUCCGCAUGAUCGCACCGUCUGUGUGUGAUCUUCUCCAGAUGCGAAACGAGAUUCAGGAUCGCGGUGCUGGGGAGUUCCUAUCCGAAAAGACUACCGAGGCCAAGUCAUCUAUCCUUUUCGGUGCACUCGCUGACACCCAUAUCCCUCUCGCUGAGCGCACUGUUGAGCGAAUGCUCGAUGAGGGUACCGUUAUUCUGUUUGCAGGUACUGAGACUACCUCAAGGACACUGGCCAUUACCCUUUUCUAUCUCUUGACUCAUCCAGAGUGUCUGAAGAAACUCCGAGAGGAGCUGAACACUCUACCUAAGGUCGAAGAUGACAAGUUUACCUUGGCCACUCUCGAGAAUCUCCCAUACUUGAACGGUGUCGUUCACGAGGGGUUCCGCCUCGCCUUCGGUCCAAUCUCUCGCUCGGGACGUGUCGCUACUCAGGAGAACUUGAAGUACAAGGAUCAUGUCAUCCCCGCCGGAACUCCCAUUUCUCAAUCCACCUACUUCAUGCACACCGACCCCAAGAUCUUCCCUGAGCCCUCCAAGUUCAGGCCUGAACGAUGGAUCGAAGCUGCAGAGAAACAGAUUCCACUCAAGAAGCAUAUCACCAACUUUUCUCAGGGCUCAAGGCAGUGCAUCGGUUACACAAUGGCCUUUGCUGAGAUGUAUCUUGCUCUUUCUCGCAUUGCUCGGGGUUACGAGGUUGAGCUUUAUGACACCACCAAAGCCGACAUUGACAUGACUCACGCCCGCAUUGUUGGCUAUCCCAAGGCAAUUCCAGGCAAGACCGAGCAUGUUGGUGAAAUUCGAGUCAAGGUUCUCAAAGCUUUGUAA
Messenger RNA from Fusarium venenatum, 1563 nucleotides. Its product is annotated as cytochrome P450. Gene Ontology annotation, molecular function: heme binding; oxidoreductase activity, acting on paired donors, with incorporation or reduction of molecular oxygen; monooxygenase activity. The record is from RefSeq and is a predicted model, not a curated record. NCBI's taxonomy places the organism in Eukaryota, Fungi, Ascomycota, Sordariomycetes, Hypocreales, Nectriaceae.